Molecule: messenger RNA, 6737 nt
Organism: Etheostoma spectabile (orangethroat darter)
Lineage: Eukaryota; Metazoa; Chordata; Actinopteri; Perciformes; Percidae
Gene: grik3
Product: glutamate ionotropic receptor kainate type subunit 3
Exons: 16
Coding region: 804-3560 (918 amino acids)
Biological process (GO): monoatomic ion transport
Cellular component (GO): membrane
Molecular function (GO): signaling receptor activity; ligand-gated monoatomic ion channel activity
Source: RefSeq, a predicted model, not a curated record
CGUAACGACGCGUGCCUCUAGUGGCACCGUGGAAGGAUGGUCGUCAGACGCACGCAGAUGCACGGCUUUCUGCACUUGCUUCCCAUCCAGCUCAAACUAGAAGAUUUUUUUUAAUACGAACACUUUGUAACAAGGAGCCUUUUUGAACAGAUUUGGACGUUCUUCAAUAAUCAACCUUGUGCCAUCACCGUGCGCAACUGGAGAGGAGCGGAGCGGAGCGGAGCGGAGCGGCUGCACCUUCACAAAGUACCUCUGUGUUUAUUAACAGUUUCCAUGACUGGAAUGGGAGACUGUGAUUAAACUGCAAUACGCAUUUUUUGAAUGUGCGUUCAUAUCCCUCAGCAGUCAGCACUCAUCGUGUGACGCUUUCUUUGUUUCUCUUUCGGGUGACCGAAUCGUUCGAGGCGACCCAAAGUUCCGCAGGCGCAGUUCUUCUCCUCCACAGGGGUGCGGGAGUCCGGCUCGGCUGUUGCCGUGGUACUUGCCAGCAGACAGAUAGCAUCAGCAGUAAGAGGGGAUACAGAGACUCCUGCAGGCUAAUUGUAGCAGCCUGCGGUCGCAGGUGUAUUACUGAUCCGCCUGCAAGGGACUGGGGGCUUCAUUCUGAUCGAGCCGCUCUCAGACUUGUAAGUAACAGGAAAAAAAGGAGAAAAAAAAAACUGACAGAAUGUUGCACCAAGUACAAUGACCGCAAAUUUGUCGCAGACACCAAAAUCCAUAUGUGCUCCCCCGAAUUCACUUUUGAUGAGCAAUUCUGAGUCGUCUUUGGAAUUUUAAAAAGUGGAUCACGCGACUUUACAACCAUGCGAAAUACUUGUCUGUCUCCCCGGAGUGCGAUUUGGGAAUACUGGACAUCGCUGAUUGCAUGUCUCUUGUGGAUUCACUACUCUAACGGGAUGCCUCAUGUUAUUCGAAUAGGUGGGAUUUUUGAACAAACAGAUGGACUUGUUUCACUUGUUAGUGCUGAGGAGCUUGCCUUUAAAUUUGCUGUCAAUAACAUUAACAGAAACAGAACUUUGUUGCCAAACACAACAUUAACAUAUGACAUACAGAGGAUUAAUAUCUACGACAGUUUUGAGGCGUCAAGAAAAGCUUGUGACCAGCUAUCUUUAGGUGUGGUUGCAAUAUUUGGACCCUCACAUAGUUCUUCGUCAAAUGCUGUGCAGUCCAUCUGCAAUGCGUUGGAAGUGCCACACAUCCAGGUGCGGUGGAAACAUCACCCCAUGGACAACAGGGACAGCUUUUAUGCCAAUUUAUACCCGGAUUACUCUUCACUAAGCUAUGCUAUCUUGGACCUGGUGCAGUUUCUCAAAUGGAAAACAGCCACUGUUGUCUAUGAUGACAGCACAGGUCUCAUAAGACUACAGGAGCUUAUAAUGGCCCCAUCCAGGUACAACAUUAGGCUAAAGAUCCGUCAGCUUCCUCUUGACACACAGGAUACGAGACCACUUCUUAAAGAAAUGAAGAGAAGCCGGGAGUUUCGGAUAAUCUUUGACUGCAGUCACCACAUGGCCGCACAGAUUCUCAAACAGGCCCAGACCAUGGGGAUGAUGACAGAGUAUUACCACUAUAUCUUCACCACUCUGGACAUGAUGGCCAUUGACCUGGAGCCAUACCGCUUCUGUGGUGUCAAUAUGACCGGCUUCCGCAUCCUUAAUGUGGAAAAUCCCCAGGUCGCAUCCAUUGUGGAGAAAUGGUCGAUGGAAAAGCAGAUGACGCCUAAACCUGACUCAGGCCUCCUGGAGGGCAUCAUGACGACAGAUGCGGCUCUGACCUAUGAUGCAGUCCACAUUGUAUCCGUCUCAUACCAGCACGCUCCACAGAUGACGGUAAACUCGCUGCAGUGCCACCGCCACAAACCCUGGAGAUUCGGAGGGCGCUUCAUGAGUUUUAUCAAAGAGUCCCACUGGGAUGGUUUGACGGGGAGACUGUCAUUCAACAAGACAAGUGGUCUUCGAACAGACUUUGACCUGGAUAUCGUCAGCCUAAAGGAGGACGGACUUGAAAAGGUGGGGAAGUGGAGUGUGUCGGGAGGUCUUAACAUCACAGAGGUGCCAAAGCGAAAAGGGAUGAACAUCACUGAUUCCCUGGCCAACCGCUCCCUUGUCAUCACAACUAUUCUGGAGGAGCCAUACGUCAUGCUUAAGAAGUCUGACAAGGCACUGGUUGGGAACGACCGUUUUGAAGGAUUCUGCAUUGACUUGCUCAAAGAGCUGGCCAAUGUCCUGGGCUUCACGUAUGAGAUCCGCCUCGUGCCUGAUGGGAGAUAUGGCUCUCAGGACGACAAGGGCCAGUGGAACGGCAUGAUCAGGGAACUUAUAGAGCAUAGAGCAGACUUGGCAGUGGCUCCUCUCACCAUCACCUACAUGCGUGAAAAGGUCAUCGACUUCUCAAAGCCCUUCAUGAGCAUGGGAAUAAGCAUCGUGUAUCGCAAACCCAAUACCACCAACAACGGCUUCUUCUCCUUCCUGAACCCCAUGACUCCUGACAUCUGGGUCUACAUCCUCUUGGCCUACCUGGGUGUUAGCUGUGUCCUUUUUGUCAUUGCCAGGUUCAGCCCGUAUGAAUGGUAUGAUGCUCAUCCUUGUAACCCCGGAUCAGAUGUGGUGGAGAACAACUUUACCCUCCUCAACAGCUUCUGGUUUGGAGUUGGUUCUUUAAUGCAACAAGGCUCAGAACUGAUGCCCAAAGCCCUGUCGACCAGGAUCAUCGGUGGGAUCUGGUGGUUCUUCACACUCAUAAUCAUAUCCUCGUAUACGGCAAAUUUAGCAGCUUUUCUCACUGUGGAGAGAAUGGACUCGCCUGUGGACUCAGCCGAUGACAUCGCUAAGCAAACCAAGAUUGAGUAUGGUGUGGUCAAAGAUGGCGCAACCAUGUCUUUCUUCAAGAAAUCUAAGGUUUCUACUUUUGAGAAGAUGUGGGCCUUCAUGAGCAGCAAGCCAAGCACAUCACUGGUAAAGUCUAUCGAGGAUGGGAUUCAGAGGGUGCUGAAGUCAGACUAUGCCCUUAUUAUGGAGUCUACAACUAUUGAUUACAUUACCAGGAGGAACUGUAACCUUACUCAGGUGGGAGGGAUCAUCGACAGCAAAGGCUAUGGCAUCGGCACUCCCUUAGGCUCCCCUUACAGAGACAAAAUCACCAUAGCAAUCCUAAGCAUCUUGGAGGAUGGGCGCCUACACAUGCUGAAGGAGAAGUGGUGGAGUGGGAGCAGCUGCUUGGAUGAAGAGCGUCAUGAGACAGGCCCCAUGGGUAUUCAAAACCUGGGUGGUAUAUUCAUUGUGCUGGCAUCUGGCCUAGUGCUGUCUGUCUUUGUGGCGAUUGCUGAAUUCAUUUACAAGCUAAGGAAGACUGCAGAUCGUGAGCAGAGGUCUUUGUGCAGUGCCAUGGUGGACGAGAUCAGACUGUCGUUCACCUACGAGAGACGGGUGAAACACAAGCCUCAGCCUCCAGCCAUGGUGAAGACGGAUGCAGUGAUCAAUAUGCACGCUUACAACGACCGACGACUCCCAGGAAAGGACAACUUGAGCUGCAGCACUGGGAUGACUCCUGUGUUCCCAUGACUAUGUGCUCCCCACAGGGCAAGAACCUCCUGAGUAACGUGUCAGGGGCCAUGCCAGAGACUAGAGACAAUGGCAUAGAUGGAAUCACCAGAUUCACCAUAAACCACAGUGACAUAGGGACACUAACAAAACAUGGGCAUCUCAAAAUGGCAGCAUCAGCCACACAGGUAUGACAACAUUUACCACUGUAUUCCAAAUCACAAGAAGUUAAAAUAAUAACUGGGGGGGGCGGGGAGGGUUCUGGGAAAACAGUACACCCAAAUGAUCAGUUUCAAGUCUGAUGUUUACGUGCGCAACACAAAAACACAAGAAAAUACACAUUGUUCAAGGAAUGCUCAAUCAGUGAAAAGACUGAGAAUUAUAUUAAAAUGAUGGACUGAAGAAGAAGAAGAAAUGCUUUGUUAAAAAUGGCAAUAAAUGACAGAUAUACAUAGAGGACAAGGAAGAGCAGUUUUCAUUGGAGACCUGUUUUGCCACACAUUAAUAUUAUGAUUUCAAGUUCUCACCUUUAUCCUGCUAAUUUACAUAACCUCCCGAAUGGCCUUUGAAGGCAGAAAAUAACGUUAUGGUUAUCUUUGAGUCAUAAGCUGAAGGAUAUAAGACAGGAUCUUUUGAAAGCAUGGUUCACAGGUACACAUGUGGUAACCUGUAAGAAAACUCUUUUAGUAUCUGCAGUAUUGUUGUUGUUGGAAACCCAUAGAGACACAACUGUUCAGCAGUAAAUAUAUGUUUGUUAAAGUUGUCAUGUGAAAUUAACCAUAUUGUUAGACACAAGCAAAUACUCACUGAUGCAGAGAUUGAUUUGAGCAAAAGUACAUUUUAUGUCAAAAUGAUUUGUACAUGAUUGUAUUUUAAUCAGUUUAAUAUUGAUUGCCAAAGAUCUGAUCAUUCAACAGAACUAGAUACAGUAGAGUAUAGGCCAGUUCCUUCUCUUUUUGUUUUAGAGAGCACUAAUCUUGCGCUCAUUGCAAAGUAAAUUGAAGUGGUUUAAAUGGGACUAUUAAAGAAACUUGCUAUAAAAGUUUUUCCAACCAUGAAGGGUAAUAUUUUUACAAAGUGAAUUGCUAUUGGCGCAGAAGUGGCACUGUAUUUGCUUAAAAGUACAGUAUUGCUAUUAACACUGUCAUGUAAAACAAUCCUUGUAAAGGAAUAUUAAAAAAAAUCACAUAACCUUGAUCCUGUGUAAUUUGAAAAAUGAUAAAUCACGAGAAUAUUGAGCUAUUAUAAAAACCAAUUUCAAAUGUUGGUGCUCACAUUUGAUACAAAUAGUAGCAUGUCUGCACAUACAUACUGUAUAUGUACAUACAAAAACAUGUAUACAUGUGUAUGUGCAGGCUGGGAUUGGAAGGCAUUGGAUCAGUUUUUUUCUGUAUUUUGAUUUAAUAACUAAUUGUAAAUCACAGAGACAAAAUGUAAGAGACUGUGACCUAAAAAGUAGAGUGUUUUUUUUUAGUGCAUUUAAUUGUGACGUAUCCAUCAAAGUAUCCGCAGGACUUGUGUGGCUACAGGACCAUUGAAUGUCCAAAAUAAUUCUAAACACAUUUUUGAACAGUUCAUUUUUCAGGUGUGAUCUAGAGGGUUAGAGGGAAACCUUUUGUUUUGCAUUAUGAGCAUUCUUAAUACUGAGCGUCAUUUUGAUUUUAAAUGUUAACAGACUUUUGAAAGUUAUCUCAGACUUGAAAGUUCUGUUUCAUUACCUGAUGUGGACAGAGUUAAAUUCAUAGGUGUAGUGUAUGAACAUGCGGAAAGAUAAUGUGGUGAAUAGACAAAAGACAGAUGAUUAUUUUGUGUGGUCAUGUUGGCUUUAAUGCCCAUUGAGUAAAUGUACCUAUUCAGCAAAUGUCAUGAUGUAGGAAGACUCGAGGAGUCGGUGAGCUGCUGUCACCCAGGAGCCGAACAAACAGCAAACCUCUGUGAGGUUUAUGUUGUCGAUACGUCAAGAUUAAAAAAAACUUAACUACGUGAUUCAAGAAAACUCCAGAAAUCUGUAAAACUUAGCCUUGGUUUGGUAGAGACCACUGUAUAAUUGUCUAUGGAUCCCUUCAAAGUAGAGUAUGUAGAUAAGAUCUGCAGGAAAAAAAAAUGUAUUUUGCUAAAUUUAUACUGUAAUAAAUUAAUUCUGUUCACAGUCAAAUGUUAUAGAUGGUAUUUAUUUCAUUAGAGAGGUCACUUUAACCUACUGUACUUCUUCACUUUACCCCAGUUCCACAGCCCCAAACCUUAUUUAUUUAAUUAAAAUGCAUUAUAUUAUGGUAUAUUGGAUUACUAUCAUUCAGAUGGGUAACUGUAUGUAAAUCGUCUUUUAUGAUGGCUGACAGAGUCCUAUAAGGUGAACAUAAAAUGGAAAUGAGGAGCUUCCCCAAGAAUUUAGGGGACAUAUCUUAGAAUAGGGAGAAUAGGGUUUAUCUUGUGUAACUGGACCUUUACAGCUCUUGAAAUCCCAAUUAGGACCUGGUUGUACAAUAUUAAUGUUACCCUAAUGUGUACUGUAGCUUUCCAUGCAGGUGAUUCAAAGACUCAAGUUUGUUUGUAUUUCACCUAUGUAAUAUGUGAAAAUAAUUGAAAAUUUCACCACAAUCAAAAUUAGUUGGACUUACAACAGGGUUCUGAUUUGGCUGAUUCAGUCAGUUUGGUUACUGAAUAUAUAUCUUUUUUUUUUAUAAAUUAAUGUGAAUAAUAAUGUCAUUUUACACAAAAAUUGUAUGACAUGUGAGAGAAAAGUAAUGCAAAAUGUAAGCUACAUGACCUGUGUUCCAUUAGCAGUGUGUGAUAUGAGUUCUGAUUUUCCAGCAGUCACAACAGUAUGCCUUUGUAUGCAUACCUUUCUUUUGAGUUGCACAGCUUCUAUUAUUAGGCAGAAAACCUCUCAAACAAUACAAUGACUAUGUUGGUGCCAACCAGGGUUUUCUUUGUGGACAUGCAGAAUUUCUAUGAAUAUAGUUUUUGUAAGGUUUUGUAAAAAAAAAAACGGGAAAAAAACUUUUGUUUUCCUAGUAACUUUAUGUGUUAAGAGAACAUUAGAAUAACCCACAUCUGAGUAAAACAUAUGAAAAAUUCAACAAAAUACUAUAGAAAAGCUAUUGAAUUAUUUUCUUUUUAAACACAUUGUGAAUAAUUCAAUUGUACAGUUUGCUGUAUGGGUUAUAUGAAGAUUUAAAUAAAAAAUACAAAACUAUA